CUCGCCAUGUCGUCCGUACUGCACUCUUCCCGAAAGUCCCCCGCCACCCCCUUCGUCAUCCAUUUGGAACGACCUCCGCUACAAACCACCCGUUAGCUAAAGGGAAGCAACAAGUCCCCCAGGCCAUGUGACAGCAACGAGCAUGUGACGAUUCUCCAUCGCCCUUUCCACAAAGCAAUAAUGAAGUAGUGAGAAAACUGGACCAAAUAUAUUCUUCUAGCAAUAAUUUUUCUGGGUGUGCGCAUGUCAGAAAAAAGUGAUUCAGAAGGCAUAAGUGUAAAUAUUUGCGCGUUUUGUGUUACUCAAGCCGCCAAAAUGUGCCUGUCAUUUCCCCUGCACCAAGCAGUUCUCGCGAAUCUUCAGGGCUGAAAAUUUGUUUGGGGACAGCAGCGAAGGCCAUCGAUUGGAGGCGUAUUCGCAAACAUCGGAGUGAAGCUGAAGUAGGAAUGUUUGUUAUUAGCAACGAUUUUUAUUUCAUCGUCAGAAGCAAAUUCUUUUGAAUGUGCAAGAAAUAUUUUAACAGUAAUGAGCAUGUUUGCCGGAAGACGGUAAACAGAGAAAGUUUUCUGGCCUUUCAGUCUGAAAUAGUGAAGCAGUAUUGGACGGAAUAAGUUGCAUUUCCACAAUUAUUGUUUCCACGACCGACAUCUCAGCUCCCUUAAGAAACCUGAAUAAUUCACGAUUUUUUUUAUUUGAAGAAAGAAUAAUUGUGUUAGUACUUCGAUAUUUGCUUUUGUUUAAUCAAAUAUUCUAAAAUAACUUUUCUGCUAAAAUUUUAAGCAAAUGCCAUUUUGAUUUUUAUUUGACUGAAUUUAUGCACUUCUGCUUAUGCUUCCGAUUUGAUCUUUUUCCCACUUUUUUUUUUUUUUUUUACCUUGAAUAUUAAAUAAUUUUAGUUCAAAAGGUGGAUUAUUUACAAUAUACAUUCAAAAAUGCUGAAAGUGCUUCUAUGCAGAAAAGAGUAUGAAUAUUUUUACUGAUGAAGAUAUUUCAUAUUGAAUUAUCGCUUUUUAACUUAAUCCAAAAUAAUAAACAUGAUGCAAUUUUGCUUAAGUAUGGAAAUUUUAUCGCAUCUUCUCCUCAGGAGAUCAUUGAUGUAAUGUCAUUUCAUAGAUGCACAUCAUAGAGACGUUUAAAAAGUCAUUUCUCAUCACUAGAAAAGUUCAUUGAAGUGUGAUAUUUCCAGACAUAUUUGAAAAGUUCUGCUUCAUUUGAAACACACUGUACCUCCAGCAAUAAACCCGCAAAUGAUCAACGAAUCUAUACAAUUCACUCAUUUCAAUUUGUCCUGUCUCUGAACAGUUGUUUUUAAAUAGAUUGCCCUGAAAUUAUGUCCAGCAUUAUUUUUCUACCACGUUUAGCAACACGAAGCGAUUCUGGAUUACUAAUCUGUGGUGAGUCGUAUUAGACUGACGCAUCUCUCCAAAUAAUUUACUACAAGUUUUACCGAGCCGUGUUUGAGACAGAAUUGUGCUCCGGAUGAAUUAAAUGUCAUUUAUCAUAAAGACAAAACUCCAUUUCGAUUUCAUAUUUGUAUCCAUUGUCCUGACAAGUGAAUUGUGCCUCGAGUUCUAUAAGUUCACAUCAGAUAUUUCCUAAAGACUCUGAGAAAAAAUUCCUUUUAUCAUUCGCCUGAGUGCUUUCGAUAGGUGCGGAAGAAGUUCGGUACGUUCACAAGCCAUUAAGAAACUGCUGAUGGCUCAUUCAGUGUGUUAUCUGUGAUUUCUUCUAGUUCUCCAGUACUAACAGAUUGAAACCCCGACGUUGAUCCAUCAAAUAACUACAUCAUCAACAUAACUCCUGUUCCAAAUUGUGAUCUUGCUGCUCAAAAAUGCCACGUUCCUUCCUGGUGAAGAAGGUGAAGCCCCCUGUCGAUCACAAUAACAGGUGGCCAUACCACGAGACCGGAGACGAUUCUUCAAUCACGACGCCAGAGUUCACCAUUCACUACACAAGUGGGUACCUCUACGACGUACACCCUGCAGAUGGUUACUUGACGGAACAGGCGGGUUCCGCCAAGAGCCGCGGCACUCCUUGGAUCUCCUUCGACGAUUCCUCUUCCUCAGAUUCAUCUUCCUUCAAGAAGCAGCCUCCUUCGCCAGAAGAAGAAGAGGAGGAAGAGGAACCAACAUCAGACUCGUCCUCCUGGAGUCUGAGUGCGCCUUCUUUCCCCGACGACGGUCGUUCUGGACGACGGAAGUCCACCACUGUGCCCUCCCACCGCCACACGUGCGGCGAAUGCGGCAAGCAGUACGCCACUUCCUCUAACUUAUCGAGACACAAGCAAACGCACCGAAGUCCCGACUCGCAGCUGGCCAAGAAGUGCCCCACCUGCGGGAAGGUCUACGUGUCAAUGCCCGCACUGUCGAUGCAUGUAUUGACACACACACUCAAUCACAAGUGCGGCGUGUGUGGUAAAGCUUUCUCCAGGCCCUGGCUGCUGCAGGGACACAUGCGCUCGCACACGGGCGAGAAACCAUUCGGCUGUGGCAGAUGCGGCAAGGCCUUCGCCGACAGAUCCAACCUACGGGCUCACGUACAGACGCAUUCUGGCAUUAAGCUGCACCGUUGCAGAAAGUGCAGAAAGGGAUUUACGCUGAAAUCGUAUCUUCACAAGCACUUUGAAUCUGCUUGCUACCGCCUGGAAGGACUGGUAGAAGAAGACGAUGAUGAAGAAGCCUAGGACUUGAUGACCAUCCCCCGCUGUUUUGUUGCUACGGUUACAGAAGUACAAUGUCUUUUGGUAAAAAUUCCUUUCUUUUGAACUGUAAAAUCUGAUCAGCAUCUCUGAGUCAUACUCUCGAGCUGAAAGAUGCAUCCUGCAUUCAUAAAUUUGAAGAGAUACUGAUCGUCCUACGCAGUAUCAGUAACGUACCUGAUGAAAAUUUAUCAACGUGAAGGAAAAUGAUUAAGUGAAAUUAUGGAUGCGCAUUAUGUUAAACAGGAAGAGAGAUGAUGCUUUUGAUUAAAUUCUUUAAUUUAAUAAGAUGAAUCAAAUACUUCUUUUAAAGUUUUAAAUAUCCAGCACCUUUUUUUGAAAUUUUUAGUUUUCUUUUCCUACCAUACAUAUAUGAAAUGAAAAAAAAAAGACUUUGCGUCUUAUUUAAGUUGAUGACUUCUCAAUUUUUGAUGAUCAUUUCUCAAAUGACCAUUUCAAUCAGCCAGCAGAAUACCUCGAUCAUAGAAAUUUACUUGAACUCGCAGAUGAUAGUUUUUGAUUCUUAAAUUUAAGUAUUCUCGGAUUUUUUUUUUUUUUUGAAACAAUGAUGAAUUUAUUUUUUUAUUCCUAUCCAUAUAAAAAAGAUGGUUUUAAAUUUGUCACUCUAAAAUCCACAAAUGAAGCUGAGCUGUAAUACGUGCAUGAGAAGAAAUUCGAGAUUUUCUCAUCUAAAAUUGUUUGAAGUUCGUUUAACUGUAUUUGUUUUUAAGUUAAGAAAAGCAUUAAAGAGACGGAUUAAUCUGUUUUUAUUAAUUUAUUUUUUUAACCUAUGCAGAUACAAAAGGGGUAAAUGAAAGAAUAUAUUUGCAACUGAAAUCAAUUUUUAAAAAUUAUUUAAAAUGCCCAGUAAAGUUGUUUUUCGUUGAACCAAAGUUCCAUGUUGUGGAUAUCUGAAUCAUUCUGUCCAGAAAGAAGAUCUGAAGAUUUCUCAUCCACAUCUUCGCUUCAUUUACCCCCUGAUUUCUGAAGUCGAUGCUGAGAAUGUAGAAUGUAACUUCCACUCUGUCAUUGCACGACUGAAGGACAAGUUUGCCUCCUGAAUGAAAUUCAGUGAGUCUGAAAGACAUUUCUUUUUAGAAAAGCGGUGCUGUCUAUAGAGAUUAGAUGUUGCACCCUUUAGUUUAGUCCUUUAGAGCGGAGCUCAUCGAUGAAUAGCAAUAAUUGUAUUCAUAGCAAUAAGGAAGGAGGAGGUCGAGGUAGCGGCGAUUAGCAUAGCAGGUCUGGUGGAAGUCACGGUUGUAGUGAGCAGGAAUGAAGCGAAUCUGUGGCGAUAUCAUUGAUUCUGAAUAAAAAGGAUUAAAGAGUGAAAUUUAUGGAUUAGUAUAAAAUGUUCUUCAUGCAGAUCUUUUCCAGAAACAAUCGCUGACAGCUGAAUUUAAGAACCUUAUGAGUAUCUGUCAUGGAAAAGAAACUGAGAUUAGUAUCAGUUAAAAUCGGUCUAACUUUUGUAGUUUCUGAGACCAUUUGUCUGCUUCUGCAGAAAAAUUUAUUUAAAAAAGUUUUCAAAUUGUUGUAGUCAUUAAAAUUGAUUUAAAAUAGAUAUGAUUACGCAGAAGUAUCUCAGGUAUCACUACAAUUCUUAUAUAGAAAGAAGGAGUGGUAAAUAGAGUUUUUUAUUAGGAGUUUAAGCAAAUUCGUUUUUCAAAUUAUUUAUAAUACAUUCCAAAUUAUUUAUUGUAUUGAUCCGGGAUAAGGAAGAGCCCUUGAAAUCCAUUAAACAGAAUGAAAGCUAUAAAUUAGUUUAAGACAACUAUUUUCAAAUAGAUUUGCCUCUCAUUUCAGCAAAAAAAUGAAAUUAUCUACAAAAGUAUAGAAUAUUUGUAUUGGAAGAAAACCUUAAAAUCGUACAGUACUUGCAAAAAAAACCCCCUCUUUAUUUGAAUGUAUUUCAAAUCUAGAUUAUUUUCUAUCUUUAAACACUAAAAUAAUAUUUAAUACCAGAAGCAACUCCCACAGAUUUAGUGAUGAAUUUGUUUGUAUCAAAGUAAAUGAAAAAUGAAUCUCUUUUAUACUAUUCGUAAGUUUAAAAAUUGCUCCAAAAUUUAAAAAAAUUGUAAAAUAAAUUUAUAGCCUUGAAUAGCGAAUCUUCAAAUCUAAUCUACACUUCGCGUGACAAACGUAAGAUUAAAAGAUGAGUACAUAGUUACUUUUGAGGAAUCAAAAUAUUGUUUCUUUAAUAUCCAGAUAGAAUAGCAGACUUUCUUCGGUGUUGAAAUUGAGAAAUAAAAGGAAAUUGAAACCACGUUUGAAGAUUUCAGAUGAAUCUUUACGUAUAUUCUGGACGUUAUAUUUCAGAAUAUGCGUGAAGAUUGAAUAUGCGCGAACGUUGUAUUCAGAAUAUGCGUUAAGCUAUUGGAAAAGUAUCUAAUUUUUAACUUCUGUCACAAAUAUUCUUUGUAAUUAAAUAUUGUCUUAAAGGCAAGAGAUGUUUUAUUUCUACCGAUGAUGCUUUCAGUUUUGAGUCUCCCUCCCGCAUCAAAAGUAAAUCUGCUUGCGGACCGUGGGAUCCACCAGCCCAGAAGAGAAACAAUAAUUAUGUUCGAAACUCAUACUUGCCUCGAGAAUGACAUCACUAUUUCAAGAUAGUAUUAUUUCGAUGAUUAAGGAAAACGAAGGCGUGCUGGAAUACGAAUUCUCUCUUUUUUACAUUUAUCUGCAGCUCAUUUUAGAAACAUUUUUAUGUUUUGUAAUAAUAGGCAUCGGAAAGUAAAUAUUCUAAAGUCAGUUGCAUUGCUAAAUUAGGUAUUCCUUUCGAUGAAGGAAUUCCAAAGAAAGAGUAGAAAAAGGGAAAUAUUAAAUUAAUACUGAAUUUUUUUUUAUAUAAAAAUAAGUUCAUGUGCCUAUUUUUAAGCAAAUGUUUAUUAUUUAAAAAGAAACACAAGGCGGCCUAUAUUGAUAAUGAUUAUUUAAAAAUGCAAAAUUUUAUGGAAUUGAAGUUACAAUGGUAAAAAUGUGUCGUGAGCACGAAGAGACUGUAAUUAUUACAGUGUUAAAGAAUUAAGUACUAAUUCACGCCUUUUUUUUUACUUCAAGUAAUAAACUCAAUUUUAUUCUUUUAUCAUUUACUUUAAUAUUUUUGAUUUUUAUAGGAUUUUAUUUUAUAGUUAUUGUGAUACGAUUCUAGUCCUAUUUUGCUUGUUUUUUGUGAUAUAUAGUGUUGUGAUAUUGUAUAGUGUAUAUUGUGUAUUGUCAUUUGUCUGCUUUAAGCCAAAGAAUGUAUUCAUAUUCAUUAUUAUAUACGACUUCAAUUAUUUCUCAUGUGUGAUUUGAUAGCAUCGAAUUAAAGUUAUAAAUUGUACGAAGUUGGAGCUUCAUACAAUCUGUGCUAUGGCAGAACUUUUCACGUUUAUUGGUAGAGAACUCACUUAAAACAGAAAAAAUUAAAUGAUUUUAAGGAACUCUUUAUAAUAGGCAACGCUGUAAAAAUGCCAUUAAAAUGGCUCUUAAAUUUGGUAUCAUUUGAACCUUGAUAAGGCAGUUCUUUUGUAAUUCUAAACCUUUGGAUUUGAAACAUUUGUUUUAAAAUUGCAAAGUGAUUGCUUAAAAUAGGAUUUAUUUCUAAUUUAUUCAAAUUAAUUUAAUAAUCUGCAUUAAAAAGUUCCAUAUUUGGAAAGGAAAUUGUCUGCUAUUAUAGAGUUUUUGUAUGCAGACAAUAUAAAUUGUUCCCCUCUGCAAAAACUGAAAUAUGAAAAUGAAUUCUGUGUGUGGCAGAGAAAAUUGUAGCUGACAUGAGUUCAUAUGAAACAAAGUAUGCUGAUUUUGUUUUUGUUUAUUUAUUAUUUGACACCAAGAUUAUUUAUUAAGAAAAGUUUUACCCUCUAGCUGAAUUUCAUUCUGCAUUUUAUACUCUUUUGCCGUAAAUGUUGCGAUAUUAUUUGACAUCAUUUUACUCUAUUUCUUUAAACAUUAGCCAGAAGAUUUGAACAAAAUUGCGCUCGCCAUGCGCAAUUUUGUUCAAACGCAAUCAAACGCAUGCGCUGUAUAUCAUUAAACUACACACAUUUUAACUACUGCUACAGUAAGAAAAAUGAUAUUUCUUGCCUUAAUAUGUGACUAAAGAGUGCGGAUGGCGGAAAAUCAUCUUAUUUUGCUUUAUGUAAGAUUAAGUUAGUACUUCUAGUCAAUUUUGUAUUUUACCAAACAACUAGUCAUUUUUAAUGCUACGAAGCUUUAAAAAUGUUAAAACUAACAAGAAAAUUCUGAGUUAUUUCAUGUACUUCUGCUUUGUGAAUGUGAAGUACACAGUGGAUACAAAAUGAUGUGAGGUAUUUGGAGCCAAUUAUAAAGAAAAAAAUCUAUCAAAUGUUAGUCCACCAUAUUAUACAUACAUAUAACCUCCAGUUUUCGCCACCAUCUGUUAUAUGAUACGCAACUAGCUGACAUAAACGAAAGACCCAAUUAUAAUUUCUAUUCAAACUUUAUUUUUGCAUCAUUGGCCUAUGCAUUUCAAUGAGUCACCCUUCCAAAUAUUCUAAGAGAGCCAAUAGUUGAGUAGUAGGAUCUGCUGCAUAAGUUUAAUAUUAAUUUGUUGAGCCUGCAGUAUUAUGCGAAGCUUUAGCACUUCUAGGUUGCCAACGUUUUUUUUAAAACACCCUUUCUAGAUGACUCCACAAUCAAAAGUUGGAGAGAUUGAUAUCCAGAAAAGGCAGUGGCAACCUGCAAAGAAAUGCAUUUUAAACUAUAAAAGAAUUCCCAUGAAAUUUAAUGAAAACACAGUUCAGUAGAAAAACAUGUUCAGUAUUGAAUGAAUGUGGGAUGUUGCAGGCAAUUAGGCUGCUGUAAUUGUCGAAUUACAAAAUUUAGAAGUUAAUUUUGAGUAUCAAUUUCUGAACUUUGUUCAACUGCAGCAUCAUUUGAACCUGCUGAUGAAAAUGUCUCUAUUCUGUGUGUAAACCACAAGGAUGGCACAACAAAAAUGGGAUUAUCUGGCUAAUCGACGAUCAAAAAUUUGCGUUGAGUAACAUUGCAGCUGGUGGGAAAUGGAGUGGGACUUUUUAUUCUUCUUUUUGUUUCAAUUUUGGACUUGAUAGAUCUUUUUACAAAUAUCAGAUGUCAUUUUGAUCUCACCUGAAUAAUUGAAAUCUACAUUGCAAUUUGUUUCUUUUCUAUUCUUAAGUUAUAUUUUAUUCCUUUCAUGAUAAUUUAUUUCCCCAUAUCGAGUCAUUUUGUAGGAUAUCAAUAAAACUAUCACCUAUGCAAAAAAGCCUGUUUUAAAAUACAGAAUAAAUUAAAUGUACAUAGUUUUUGUGCCACACUUUUUUUUAAAAUAUGUACAAUUUAUAUGCCUUUCCAUUUUAAUUAAUAUUAAAUAUUUUUUGUUUUUAAUUUAUAAUUCAUUAGUUUAAAGAUUAUUAAAUCUUGAAUUUACAAAUUCCCCUAAAAAUUCUUUCCCAAAUCCAUAUGGAACCAUUCGAAAUUCAUAUGAAAUCAAAAUUUUGCUAAUUUAUAAUUAAGUUAUGAAAAUAUUGAAAUAGAGUAAUAACCCCCAGAACACAAAAAUGCACAAAUUAGAAUGUCAAGAAGCGUGUGAAAAAUCAUUCGCUAAGUUCCAUAUUCACAAAACAUGAUGCAAGUCAAGACAAUGCAGCUUUAAAUAGAAUUACUUUAAAUAGCAUUUCAAGAAUUUGGUUUAAUGAAAGUUAAAGAAUAAUAUUUUAUUUAUCUUAAGCAGCAAGAUACUUUUAAUUAGGUUCCGUUGAAAAAUGAGCAAACUUUAUCUUGAAGACAUGCAAAAAAGCUGUUUCAUCGGCAAUGUUUCUUUAGCAGAAAGACAAAAUCAUGUUCCUCCGGGAAAAAUUCUGCACUUUAUCAUCGCCGGAGGGAUUCAUGCUCCAGAACAGCGAUGUAGGCGGAUGAUCAGCUCGUAGGGUCGCUCAUGGAAUGUUUUGCUCAUUCAUCUACGGUGAUUAGCAACACAAAAAAGAUUUUUACAUUUUAUAUUUAAAGAGGAAGGAUGUAAAUAUAAACAUCUGAAUUUUCUUUAUUCAAAAUUUUCAAUUUUCUGCUUUGAAAAUACAAUGAAGAGGGGUGAGUAUGGCUUCUAAAAUUUGAUGCAAUUUUAAGGGUGAAACCUCAAAUCAAGUUUCGUUUAUUUGGGACGUUGUGAUCCUGAGCAUAUGCAUGCUUCCAGUUUGGACCAAAAAUUUCAUAUAUAUUUAUAUUUCUCUUGACAAAAGCACAUGCCUCCCAUUUAUUCUGUGUCAUUUUGCAACAACAUACACAUUUGACAAACUUCAUUCACGUUGACUGGAUAAAGUUUGGGAAUAGGGUCAAGACUGACAUUUGCAAUUUUGGUGUGAAACCUCAUACCAAAUUUUCGCUGUCUCGUUUAUUCCUUUUUUGAAUUAUGACAUCCACUAAGAAAUAGAUUGAGAGAUUCCGUAAGUUUUUUUUUAUUUAUUUAUUUAGGGAAAUCUAAAAUGUCAAAAUAGUAUAGUCAAAUUUUUUGACGAAUACAACAUAUUCUCUUUGUAUAUUUCGUACAUGAGAAAGCAAUAAAGUGCAUUAAUUUUUACUGUCCCUAUUUUUAGAAUAUAUAUGGAAACACAUCUUGUUGCACAGACUUCGGAAAGAACGAAGAUUGUUGCUGAAAUCUUCAGUAGUGCAUAAUUCACUCGAAAAGGAAUCAAAUGGCAAGAAAAAAUGCGUUGGGUGUGUUAAAAGAUUCCGAAGCAUUAAUCGAAAGACCGAUAAGUAAUAGAUCAUAUAAUUGAGAUAAGUAAGAAAAUAAAUUUGAAUAGUUCAUUUUCAAUUUGGAUAUCGCGUAACAUACUUAUGGACUGAGCAUCACGCCUAGAUCGUUGUUGAGUCGCUGCCAAGAAACGCUCUGAAGAACGAGCACUACUGACUGAGGGUUUAGGACAGCUUACGUAAAAAAAUGUACAGCACGGCAAAAAUUUCACGAAGAAAUUAGAUAAGAUUAAAACCAAUCAAAGUCUUUGAGUGUAGAGUUUGAAUUUUUAUAUAGACCAGCGGCAUUGUCGCAACAAUUUCAUACAAUCAAUGAAUAGCAAUAACAUUUCCAUUAGUGGUAGAGGUUGUAAGAAAGAAUGAAUUGUUAUUCGCAAUAAAAUGUUUGCUGUAGUAUGAUCGACCUUUAUCCUUUUGAAGAAAGCAAUAAAGAAUAGCGUUAUACAGAGACUCCAAAAUAUCAAGUCCAACAUAUAACUUUGAAAUUUUUUUUUAUUCGGUAUAUUCUAACUUUAUCUUAACUCAUGGCCAUUAAAUUUUUCUUUAAUUUACGAAGAACUAGAAAUUUUGGUGCAUCCAACAUAUUUUAAUUAGAUAUUAAUUAGAUUUGAAAUGACACUAUCUUGUUAGCAACUUUGCGAUAGUUUCGUCAUCCGUUAAGGCCAUUAGACCUUAAUUGCGUGAAACUGUUGCCAAAUUCAUAGAAUUUGGUAAACAAAAAUUCCGAAUUCUUGCUUGAAAAAAUAAAGUUUUUUAUCAGAACCAUCUGUGCAGAUCUAAUCUGAGGUGGUUCCAUUGCAUUAAGUUGCAACCAAUGAGCUAGUAAUUUUUUUUUUUAAUUCACGGCAUAUAGUUUUUGAAAAAUACAGUUAUUCUUUUAAAAAAUAAAAGGCAAGCAAUUAUUUAAAUACAAAAAUAUAUACUAUAUGAAUUAAAAAAAUAUUGCCUAUUUAAAGAAAAUUGCUGAUGAAAAUUAUAUUUUCAGGAAAAAGAGAAAUCACUUUAAUGAAACUUUGUUUAAUUGAUGAAUAAAUAAUAAUGAUCUGUCGUUUCAUAAUUAAACUUGGAAAAACCUGAGAUAAAAUACGAUCAUUAUUAACAGAAAAAUAUUCUGAAACGGUAUAAAAACAAACGCACCUCCAAAUUGCAUUAGCACUUCAUUUUAUUUUUAAAUUAGGUUUGGCAGAAGUACUUUAUUUCUUGGAAAAACUAGGAUUCCGUACUUCUCCUUUACCAAGAAACCAUCGCUGUCAGCAGGAAACAUGUUUCUUUUAGACCUAAUGAAUGUACACGAUUUUGAUCUUUAUUUAUGUAUUUUUUUAACUUGGAAGAAACGAAUAAUAUGGUUAAUAGUAACCUCAACCCAUUUGGUACUUUUCCGUUAAUCCGACAUCUGUUGUCAUAAACACAAAUGUUGAUGCGAAAAGUCCUCGUAGAAGUUGCUACGUCGUUCGCAGGGACAAGACUGUUGCCUUCGCUAUGUCCACAUUUAAAGGGUGCAAAAUUAUUAAAUUUGAAGUAUUCCUCCGGUUGUAUAACCGAAAAGUACCAAACAAUUUCUUAUCUACUACAUCCAUAAUAACAUUCAUUAUAAUCAUGUUUUACAUCGUUUGUUCGAACAAUAUUUCCAUCGUGUAAUACAGAUACUUAGAUGGUCGAUGAAAGUAGGUUCGUAGCAGAUAAAACCGUUUCAAAUGUGAUAGCUCAACGAUUCGAAAGCAAUAAACUGUUUGAAUUGUAUCAGUCAUGACUGUUUCAUAUCACUGAUGUUCUGUCUUCAUCCAGCUACAGAGAAUUUCAA
Molecule: messenger RNA, 11210 nt
Organism: Argiope bruennichi
Lineage: Eukaryota; Metazoa; Arthropoda; Arachnida; Araneae; Araneidae
Product: transcriptional repressor scratch 2-like
Exons: 2
Coding region: 1832-2683 (283 amino acids)
Biological process (GO): regulation of DNA-templated transcription
Molecular function (GO): RNA polymerase II cis-regulatory region sequence-specific DNA binding; DNA-binding transcription factor activity, RNA polymerase II-specific
Source: RefSeq, a predicted model, not a curated record